This is a messenger RNA of Chaetura pelagica (chimney swift), 307 nucleotides long. It is a transcript of the gene PLN, whose product is annotated as phospholamban. NCBI's taxonomy places the organism in Eukaryota, Metazoa, Chordata, Aves, Apodiformes, Apodidae. Gene Ontology annotation, cellular component: sarcoplasmic reticulum; membrane. The transcript has a single exon. Gene Ontology annotation, molecular function: ATPase inhibitor activity. The record is from RefSeq and is a predicted model, not a curated record. The coding region runs from base 1 to 159 and encodes 52 amino acids. Gene Ontology annotation, biological process: negative regulation of ATPase-coupled calcium transmembrane transporter activity; negative regulation of heart rate; negative regulation of calcium ion import into sarcoplasmic reticulum.
AUGGAGAAGGUCCAGCAAAUGACCCGCUCUGCUAUGAGGAGAGCCUCAACUAUUGAGGUCAACCCACAAGCACGCCAAAGGCUCCAAGAGCUCUUUGUGAAUUUCUGCCUGAUUUUAAUUUGCCUCUUGCUGAUCUGUAUCAUUGUGAUGCUCCUCUGAAGCUCAGCACUUCUCUGCACUGUCCUCUAGGAAAGUCACCUCAAAGGGAAGACAGACCUUCACCUGCAACUCUCACUGCAUGGAUCCUCUUGUGGGAGGGGCUAGCACUUGGACUAGAGCUGUAUGCCAACUAUUGCGCUCUUCUCUU